Trifolium pratense (red clover) is the source of this 751-nucleotide messenger RNA. RefSeq names its product UPF0047 protein YjbQ. The transcript is spliced from 7 exons. The record is from RefSeq and is a predicted model, not a curated record. Lineage: Eukaryota; Viridiplantae; Streptophyta; Magnoliopsida; Fabales; Fabaceae. The coding region runs from base 38 to 568 and encodes 176 amino acids.
UUGCUUCACAAGUUAUAUAGUAGCAGAGCAGUGAAUCAUGAUGCAAGUGUCAUCACUGUGCGUAACGAAGCUUCCAUUUAGCGUGAAAUCGCAGCUCCCCACCGUGAAGACGAAGGAAUCCAUGGCGACAUCCACCGCACCUAAGUGGGCCCAGAAAACCAUCUCUCUACCUCCAUACAAACGCGGCUGUCAUCUCGUUACUCCUAAGAUAGCCAAAGAAAUUGAACAAGAUCUUUCUGGAUUCAAGUGUGGUCUCGCUCAUCUCUUCCUGCAGCAUACAAGUGCUUCACUUACUAUCAAUGAGAAUUACGAUACUGAUGUUCGCGAUGACACCGAGACAUUCCUUAAUCGAAUUGUUCCUGAGGGGCCAUCUGCGCCUUGGAGGCACACUUUAGAGGGUCACGAUGACAUGCCGGCUCAUAUUAAAUCAUCGAUGUUUGGUUGUGCACUCACGAUACCAAUUACAGAUGGAAGGCUUAACAUGGGAACUUGGCAGGGUAUAUGGCUUUGUGAGCACCGGGAUCAUCCUACCUCACGAAGAGUUGUUGUCACUCUUAAUGGAAUAUGAGGUGUUAGGAUCCAUUUCCUCCGCUUCACCUUGAUUUCGGAACUUAUAGUUGAAUACAUGUGCAAUGUACAAGUACUAAUGACCCUUAUUACAAUGUAACUUGAGUACUUUGCUAUGGAUGCAAUGCAACUGUGAAACGUAUUCCGACCAUUAGUGCAUAUAAUUAUUCCAAACCAUUAGUCA